GGCAGUUCGUGUUGUUAUUCUUUUGCUGCCGCUGUUGCCUUUCCACGAGCCACGAGAGCCACGAGAGCCACUAGAACUCUCCUGUUUAUCGCCAAGGUGUUUACCUCUGACUAUUUUUUGUGUAAUUUUUUUGUUUGUGCGCUAUUUCCCGAGAAAAGUUAAAGUGACAACAGAUACCGCGUGCCAGGAAGCGGGCUGAAGGAGGCACUUCCUUUGCCUGUAUUCUCCGGAUAUGUAACUGUUUGUCCAAGGUUUGAAACAACAAAAGCGAAACGAAAGUGAAGCAAAGAAGAACAACACGAAGACGGGGGGAACACAGAAGAAGAGUCGAGCGCCCAGAAGACAAGCAAAAGAGGGUGAAGAAAGGACAAUGACAACCAGUAAAGGAGCAAAAAAGGAAGCCCAAAGGAGCAACAAGAACUAAAGGAGAAAAUCGCAGAAAAGAAACUCAACACAGACGCCAAAGCACAAGCAGGGAAACAACAAGGAAAAAUUUGGAAAAGAACGAAGCUAAAAGAGAGAAAAAGAAGCAACAACGCAAAGCCUGCUGCAGCUAAAAGAAACGCAUACAAAGAACCCUCCCACUUAGCCCCCCAGCCAAAAACAAAACGAAAAUCUUCAGUCCAGAAAGCGCGUGAGAGAGAGAGUGAAAGAGAGCAACGCAACUCAGAGAGAAAGCAAGAGAGAGUGGGUCGGUUGCUGGUGCUGGCGCGGGGCGGUCAGCGUCGUUGUGGGACAGACACCGCGACGUGAAAAUCGCUCAUACGCCGCGUGAACCGAUAGCCAGCCACAGGCGCAGCCAAAACCAUAAUCCGAAAUUAUUCAGUCAACCAGUUGGGCCGAAACUGGCAUAGAUCCAGCUUUAGUUAAGCAAGGCUAAGAGAACACAGAGAGAGAGAGAGAGUGGAAGGAGAGAGAGAGGAAGAGCCGAGGAUCACACUGGAAAAAGUGUGAGACAGCGGCAGCGAGGGAGAAACAAAUUCGAACUGCAGCCGGCUACAGAUCCAGCUUCAAGACGUCUUGCAAACGGCUGAAAAUGGAAAAGACUCCCCGGUACACGCAGCGGGAGCGGAACAUGGUACUCGGCUACGCGGCGCAGUACAAGGACGUGAUCGAGAACAAGCGCACGGACGCGGAGUCGAAUCGGAAGAAGGAUGAGGUCUGGCUGCAGAUCGCCAAGGAGUUCAACUCCAAGGUGUACCAUCAGCGCAGUGCCAAGCAGCUGCGACAGCUCUACAAGAACAUGAAGCUGCUGCUGAAGAAGGAUCUGUGCGGCGAGGACAAGACCAACGGCACCUUUCUGGAUCUGCUCAACACACUGUCGCAGCAGGACUCGGUGGCCCAGUAUAUUGCCGAGCAGAUGUCCCCGGAUGGGGGCAAUCAGAGCAACGGGGCCAAUGGCCACCAGCAGGACGAUUAUGAGGACUCGAAGGUAGGUUUGCAUCUGGGGAGCGAUCUCCGUACACAUCUCAGACAGGCCACUGAUCAACUGAUGCUCCAACAGAUGCCACUAUACGAGGGCAUGGACACGGACGUAGUUCUAAUCAAAUCUGAGACCAUCAGCGACAACGAACAGACGGAGAACGGCAUGGAGUGCCUGGACGACGACGACGACGAUGACUGCCCGAGCCCCAAGGCGCCCGAGGUGUGCCUCGAGGAGGAGGACGACGUACUCUUCGCCACAGAUCUCCGCCAGCUGCAGCAGGUCUCAGCGGGCUUGGCAGUAAGUGGUGUGGCCAGUGGCGCUGCUGCCUGCUCCUCGUCCAUAUCCCUUCCCGGCGGCCUGGCUAGCCUCAAUGGCCCCCUGAACGGCCUCUCGGAUGCAGUGCCGCGAGCCGCCAGCUCGCCCGUGUGCUCAACCAAGACCUCCAUCUCCUCCAGCGGCAGCUACGUGUCAUCAACCCCCAAGGCGGACAUCACCAUCCAGACGGUGGGACACAUACGCGUGGGCUCCUUUGCCAACAUCAAUAAGACCCUGCAAAACGGUUCCUCAACGACCAAUGCCAGCAAUGGCAACGGAAAUGCAAACAGCAGCUCCAACAGCGUCGGAGUGCAGCAUCUAACCGCGGAGCAGGUGCAGCAGCAUAUGCUCCUCAAUGGCCUCGGCCUGUCCGCCGUUAAUCCGCCACAGCAGACGCUGCAGGCGGCCAUCAAUGCUGCCACCGCUUCUGUGUCCGCCUCGGGUGCCAUUGGCGGCGGCGCUGCCUUUGGCAGCAAUCGGCGCACACCACCCACGCUCCAGCUGCCGCGACUCCAGCGGGGGAACAACAACACCAACAACCACAACCACAGCAGCAGCCUUGGCAGCGGUACGCCGAAUGGGGUACAGCUGCUGCUCAAUGGCCAUCAUAAUCAGCAUGGGCGUGAUAAGGCAACGCAGGGCGUGGCCAUUGGGGCCGCUGGCAGCUUCAACGGCUACAACGGCCUGGCCGUCACCGUGCCGUGCCUCAACAGCAGCAGCAGCAGCGCCAACAGCAGCGGCGGCGGCGGCAUACUAAUGUCCAGCUCGAACGGUGGCAGUGGGAACGGCACGGGUCCGCGGGCGCAGCAUCAGGAGUACAUGAUGUCGCUGGCCAUCGAGGAGCGGAAACGAAAGAUUGAUCUGCUCGAUGCCCAGAUUGACUAUUGGCAGACGCUAACCAAGAAGCUGGGCGCCCAGCCGGGACAUUUUCCCAAUCCGGCGUGCCUCUGUCACUUUCCGGGCAGCGCCGCCCUGGGCCAUGUGACCGGUGUCAACUCCUGCGCCUCCUCCUCAUCAUCGGCUGGUGUCCUGCAGACGCAGACGAGUAGCAGCUAGUCCGAAGAGGACGAUGGCGAUGAUGGGGACGGAGGCGGAGGUGGUAUCGGAACCGUGAUUGGAAUAGGAAGCUCAUCGGACGAGGAGGAGGACGAUGAUUUCGGUCUGGAAAGCAGAGGCGAGAGCAGCGACAUCAUCUCAAUUGUCGACAUCAAUGACGAUGAUGAGGAUGAGCAGGAUGAGGAGGAGCAAGUGGAGCUGCGUAUGCAGCUGCUGUUGCCAUCGAAGAUCGCUAUCACAGAUCUGACGGAAUUGCCGGAUGAAUAUGAUUACUACUCACAGGAUGCCUUGGCCAGGGAUGUGGGCGUGGUGGGUGGCCUAUCACCGUCAUGCCCCUCCCAGUCCCCAUCCCCAACACCCACCCCCCAGCCAGUCGCCAAGCGCUCGAAGCGCCUGAAGGCGAACACCAAGCUGCAGCAGCAUACCGGCAGGGCACACGUGGAGCCGAAGCCCCCCUAGAACGAGCAGCAGCUGCAAAGCUAAAGCUAGAGCUUGAGCUUGAGCUAGAUCUAGAGAGCUGGUCUAGUAUUUCAACUAGUUAGUAUUGUACGUAUUAACCCAGUCGUAGCGCACCUGCAAACAGAAUGUAAAUGCGCUGCCUCCCCCCACCCGCACCAGCAGCUACACAUUAACUUAAUAUUUUAUAAUUAUUUUACUAUCGCUAUCAUUGCUAUAUACAUGAAUGAGUACUACUAUUAUUAUGAUUAUCAUUAUUAUUAUUAUUAUUACUAUUAUUAUUAUUUAUUUAUGCCUAAUUUGUGUGCCAAAAAGAGAGGAGAUCAGAAUUUAACUUAACCCAGUUGACCUUUGCCAUCGUGAAUGCUUGCCAAAAAACAAUAAUGUUUGUAUGUAAUACCUAAGUCAAAACCAAACCCUAAGAACCCUCUCCCCACCAACCACUCGCAAAUCGCUAUUUAUUUUUACACAAAAACAAAAAGAAAACACCUAAGGUUAAAUGCUUUUUUUUUGCUCGUUUGUUUAUACCCUUAAGAGAAAAGUGGGAAAUUUAUUUAUGUUAAGUUUACUUUGAGAAAGAGAGAGAGAGAGAGAGAAGCUGCAACCAAAAAGAUAAGGAGAGCGAACGAAGAGGUGCGAACACUUUGUCUUUGUACAUUUUACCUUAAAACAAAAACUAAAAACUAAAAAAAACCAAAAGCUAAAGCUGAAACAUACUUAAUUAGAAUAAACAUAAGGAUAUGUUGAAGGUGGGAAAGAGAGAGCGAAAACAAAAAUAUGAAAACUGUACAAAUGUGGUUCCUAAUCUAGUCCUUAAAUGAAAACGAAAAAGCGAAAGCAAAACACACACAAAAACACACAAGAAAACAAAACAAAACCACACAAAAUUGUUGUAUUAUGUGUAUUAUUUUUACAAGCAAAACAAAAAAAACCAUCAACCAAACGCUCCCUACUCCCUGCUCUCCCAGUCAUGCAGUUCCCGCAAUCAUCCAAAGAAUUAUAGCUAAUUUAAUGUAUUGUACUUAAAGAACCCUUCAAGAACCAUACCCCACCCCGGACCACCAAGUCCGUGUUUAGUUUGUACAGAAAGAGGGAGAGAGGGGGGGGGGGGGGACUUGCUAGUCGUCGCUGCUUAACCGUACUUAAGUGUAGCCA
Messenger RNA from Drosophila guanche, 4408 nucleotides. RefSeq names its product homeotic protein female sterile. The record is from RefSeq and is a predicted model, not a curated record. Lineage: Eukaryota; Metazoa; Arthropoda; Insecta; Diptera; Drosophilidae. The transcript is spliced from 3 exons. The coding region runs from base 1037 to 2797 and encodes 586 amino acids.